Fopius arisanus is the source of this 5010-nucleotide messenger RNA. It is a transcript of the gene Nup154, whose product is annotated as nuclear pore complex protein Nup154. The transcript is spliced from 2 exons. Gene Ontology annotation, molecular function: structural constituent of nuclear pore; protein binding. Gene Ontology annotation, cellular component: nuclear pore; nuclear pore inner ring. Gene Ontology annotation, biological process: protein import into nucleus; protein localization to nuclear inner membrane; transcription-dependent tethering of RNA polymerase II gene DNA at nuclear periphery. The coding region runs from base 303 to 4220 and encodes 1305 amino acids. The record is from RefSeq and is a predicted model, not a curated record. Lineage: Eukaryota; Metazoa; Arthropoda; Insecta; Hymenoptera; Braconidae.
CAUACAGCGCAUGUUGGCGCCAAACACCAGAGCAGAACAGCUGUUUUAUAUGCAAUAGGCGGGAUUCCUAGUCCAAUUGUACAAUGAACAAGAGCCGGUAGUUGUCAUUUAUUUUUGUACUCCACCCUCGUUGUAUGUCCUCGGACAUUAAACGUAAUAAUUUGUAAAAAUUUAAUAGUCAUUCGUCAUUAAUUUUCGCUCAGAUGAAAAUAGUUUUGAGGGAUUUACGAGGUUUGCAAUAGUGUGACAUAACCAAGAAGAAGACUCCAUUACGUUUCUAUCGAUAAAAUAAAAAGGAAGAGAUGGAACCUCUAAAAAUACAUCUGGAUGCGUUGGAGAUGGCUGGGAAGAUGGUGGACAAACACAUGAUCGCCGACAGCAAUUUUCCAUCUCUCUUGAAUCUCAUGAGAUAUUCAGUACAAGGAGGACCGACUGUCAGUGGUUUGGAUGAUCAUGAUUAUCCGAAUCUAAAUGGAAAUCUAAGCCUCAGUAGUAUCAAUCAAAUGAAGAUGCACAGUAAGAUUCCCCUACCGUCAGAAGUAAUGGAGCACUUUGGUCACAUGCAGUGUCACUGUAUGAUGGGACUAUUCACUGAUAUCUCUAAAGCUUGGCUGACAAUCGACAGUGAUAUUUACGUUUGGUCAUAUGAGAACGAAUCAGACGUUGCGUAUUUCGAUGGUCUUAAUGAGACUAUAAUAAGCGUCGGUCUCGUCAAACCAAAAGCUGGAAUAUUUCACAAUUACGUUAAGUACCUAUUGAUUCUUACAACGACUGUUGAAAUAACGGUAUUGGGGGUGACUCUGAGUGAAAAACCUGAUGGUAGCCAGGGAGAAAUACAACUUGUUCCAGAACCGAUAUUUACGGUAACAACUGAUGGAAUUGCCAUAACUACAAUAGCGAAUACAAGCAGUGGUAGGAUAUUCUUGGGUGGUAGAAAUGGUUGUCUGUAUGAAAUUCAUUAUCAAGCUGAGAGCAGUUGGUUUGGCAAGCGCUGUAAAAAAGUUAAUCAUUCUGAAGGGCCUUUAUCAUUCUUGGUGCCAUCAUUUAUCACAGUAGCACUCUCCGAGGAGGAAGCCAUUGUUCAAAUAUCCGUGGAUGAUUCGAGAAAUAUUUUGUAUACACUCGGUGAUAAAGGAACGAUUAUGGUAUGGGACAUUGAUAAUGGUGGUGCUUCAAAAGUAACAUCUCUAUCUCAAUCGUCACUCGUACAAAAUACUGUUCACAUCGUUAAAACACUGGACAGUAAUAAUUUUCGACCACUAGUCAGCAUCUCAGCUAUCACCGAGAGUGAAUCAAUUCAUCUGAAUUUGGUGGCUGUUGCUGCUACUGGUACGAGAUUCUAUUUCACUUGCACUUCGAUAACAAAUCCUGGAAUGAGGGCUCAGUGCUUGCAGCUCGUUCAUGUGCGAUUACCACCGGGUUAUGCUGCCAAUGCGCCAGUUAUGAGACCGAGAAAAGUACAAAUGGCGCAUUAUCGUAAAGGUACACUCAUACUUGUUUGUGGUGGUGAUACAGAGACUGCUUGGUGUCUCAGCAAUGAUGCUUAUCCAUUUACCAAUUAUCUUGCUGAGACCCAGAGUAUUUUACCACUGGACAGUCCUGCUUGGGCUAUGGCUGAGAUAUUUGGUGAGUCAGUUAUUCAUAUUGAUAAACAGGGAGCUCACGGGGAGCCACCGUUACUGGUGAGACAACACAUGGAGCCACCGAGAAAAUUCAUAUUUCUUACAGCACAAGGUGCUAUUAUUCUCGUUCAAGUCAGACCAGUUGAUAUACUUCGACAGCUUCUUCUUGAACAACGUGGCCCUGAUACUGAAUCAGUUCGAUUGUAUUUUGACAGUCAAUCACCGGAGCAGGCGUGUGCAACUUGCCUUAUUUUGGCUACUCUCGAGUCUUCUCAGAAUGCACAAUUAUCUGAAUGGGCAACUCGUGCAUUUUUCCUGUACGGUGGGCAAAGAGCUAAUCAGCAUACAACCAGCAUGCACCAUCACUCAUCACCACCACUCAAUUCUGUUCACACAUCAACACCAAGAGUUCCACCAAUUGAUCCACGUCAAAAUAUCUUUCGAACUCCUUAUCAACAACAACUUGCUAUCAACGCUGAAACGAGUAUACAUCAAUUUUCCGCUAAACAUGGGGGACUUUAUUUGUACGUUGGGAGAAUUCUCAGACCUAUUUGGAAUAUCAGAUGCAUCAAGCAAGAAAUUGUUAAUGCCAAGCCACAGGUACAGAGCACUGUGACCUCUAUUCAAAUUGGAUGGAUUCUUGGUCAUCUUCAAGCACUCAGAUCUUUUCUGAAUAAAAAUACGCACAUCUCUAAACAACACACCACCAGUAGAAGUCUCACCACUGAGGGGCACUUCGAUACAGGAAUGAGUCAUUAUCAAGAGCCAAUGGUUGAGGAGAGAAAUUCACUCGAUGCUCUCAAGGUCUUCAUCACUCAUGCCUGUGAAGUUUUGGGACUGUGGAAGAUAUUGUGUGAGAAUCAACUGCACAAUAUCGUCAAUUCUCUCUCGAAAGAUCAAGUCAAUCAAUUUUCAACAGCAACGUUCAGAGAUUUAAUUUUGAUGGGACAUGAAAUAUGUUCGCUAUUGAUCAUCCAUUUAAUUGACAGUUAUCUCGGUGACAAUACGUCAGUCGAUGUUGUCAGUACGAGAUUGAGAGAUGUCUGUCCAAAUUUAUACAAAAGUGAAGACGCUGUGUGCUCAAAGGCCAAUGAGAUCAUUCUGAAAGCUAAAAAUUGCUCCAAUGCCGAGGAGAAAGAAUCACAUCUUCAAUCAGCAUUGAAAUUAUGCAAAAUGGUAGCACCACGGUUAAAUCUGGCAGCAGUAUGUCAACAAUUUGUUGCUUGUCAAUUUUAUACUGGUGUUUUGGAGCUCUGUCUAUGCUGCGCUGAGAAGAUUGAUCCAAAUAACGCAGCUCUACAUUAUUACAAGAAUAAUGAACCACCAGAAGAUCAAGAGGGUAAUUUGGCAUAUUUCAAGAGACUGGAGAUUUAUAAAGAAGUGACUGUUAUGCUCGAUCAUCUCUACAAUCAGAGUAUAUCUAAUCCAUUGACACCGACGAUUCCUAGCAAGCCAGGACCACCAACUUACAAUACCUCGAGCAUAGCAACAGCUCCAGCUAAACAAGUUCUUCAUGAGAUAAUCGAGGAUGCUCUUCACAGCUCGUGUGAAAUUCUUCAUGCAUCCAUCUACACCUGGAUGAUUGAACGCAAUCUUCAUGGUGAACUUGUCGCCCUGGCUGCCCCCUCUCUGGAGCCAUAUUUAAUCCGAGUUAAUGCACCUGAGCUGUUGUGGCAAUUCUAUGAGCGAAGCAAAAAUCAUGCCGCUGCUGCUAAAAUUCUUGAUGCACUGGCUACAAAACCUGGACCGAAUGUCUCUUUAUCUCAGAGAGUUGAGUAUCUUGCGAGAGCUGUUGUGUGUAUGAGAAGCGAUCAAGCUGGUUAUGCUCCUUAUCUCGGGGUAUUUCUUCGAGAGCUCGAGGACAAGGUUGAAGUUGCAAGGAUUCAACAGCAAAUCCUCGAUACUAUCUCCAAUCAGCAACAAUUGUUCGACAAUAUGGUGGUGAGGGAUGCUAAACUCAGGCUAAACUCGUCACUGUUGGAUAUCACUCAAUUGUACGAGGAAUAUGCGGAUCCUCUUCAGCUUUGGGAGUCUAAACUGGCGAUUAUUCACUGCUCCGGGCAUCAGGAUGCUAUGCUCGUUCAGGGAAUUUGGACCAAUAUUAUUGAGAAUGAAUUGAAAAAUGCACAAAGCCAAACCUCCACUGAGGAUAAAAUGUCUAUUCUCAUGAGUAAAAUUAAAAUGCUGGGACAAGAAUAUUCAGGCACUCCGCAUUGUUUUCCCAUUGAUUUUUUGAUUAAAGAACUGGAAAUUCGGGCGUGCAGAUUAGCCGUGUCCAAUACAGAUAUUAUUACUGGAUUUUUACAGCUCGGUGUUUCUAUGGAGGAUCUUUUGGAUUUGUAUGACAAACUCAUUGGGGGUAAUAAUCGUGUCUGGUUGAAUGAGGGUAAUGAAUUUCAUUUGAUUGAAUCCACUGCCAAUCUUGUCAAUUACUUCACUAAUAAUACAAAAAUAGCUAAUAACUUUCUCAAGAGAAAAGUCAUAAUCAAAUGCCAGGAUAUUAUUUCCAAAUGCCUGACAACAUUGUUCAGUAAGCCCAAUGCCAGUGAACUUAUUCAACGACUCAGAGCCAUUCAGAGUGUACUCAAUAGGCUCUAAUUUCACUAUUUAUAUUUUCUCAUCAAUGAUUUCUUUUUUUUACUUACGAUUAGCAGAAAACUUUCGUCAGUCUCUGUAAAAUGUAAAAGGUGGAAGAUAAAUACAAUAACGAAAGAACAAAAUGAUGCAUUAUUAUUUCAGUUCAUUAAAUCCCCAAUCCUCAAAUUAAUUCCUUAAAUAAUAAUUUUUCUUUUAGGAAGGGAAUGAUGUAGUGUAAUAAUGACCAAUUUAUCGAAGCAAUCUUUAAUAUAGCAACAUAGUCAGUCUUACAAUAAGCCGGAAAAUACAAUCUACCAUUAACCAGGGAGCAAAUGAAAUGGAAUAUGUUGCUCAUUUGACGCUCAAUUAUUGCUCAGAGAAAUAAAAAAAUCAUGAAAGCCAUAUCAAAAUGAAUUUGUCAUUUUGUACAUCUCAACGACAAUAUAAUUGAAGCGAAUAAUAAUAAUUUUUCGAAUCAAUAUAAUAUUUGCUUAUAGAAAUGUGCAAUUAAUAAUUAAUAUCGAAAUUAUUUCUCAUCUUACCAUCUAAUUACAUACGAUAAAUUUCUGCCAACUGCACAUCUUUAAAGGUCCUUACGAAUGAAUAAAAUAAAAUAGCAUGCUAGCUUUCUCCUAUCCAUACGAUUAUGAAUAUUAUUGUAAUUAUAAUCAUCAUCAUCCUCAUUAUAGUCAAUAUAUUUUUUCUUCCACUUUUUCUCUCAUUUAUUUCACCUAAUUAAUAAUCAUUCCUCACAUGCUCUUAUUCCCAGGAUCUCACACUGUCUCACGUUAUUCGCGUGAAAAAAAAAAAA